CAGUCUAUGGUAGCAACAUUGCGUUGGAAAAAUGGCGACUUCCACAAGUAGCAACGUGAACGUAGAUGAGCCCGAAGGAGUGGCAAAUAAAUCGUCUAAAAAGGACAUAAACAACAAAGUGGACCUUGUUAUCAAUAAUAGGAAGCAUGCCAAUUAUGUUUUUGACAUACUGGAAUAUUUACAGGCAGACAAAGAGAAGGAUGUUGUCUGUGCGGUCAAUGCUUGCAACAAGCUGUUCUGCGCGCUGCUGAAGAGGGGAGACCUGUUUGUCGGCCAGUUGCCCAGUGAAGAGGACAUGCUCUCCGCUGAGCACAGCGCUGAGCAGAAGUACCGCAUGUUCAUGCGCCAUCGCUACAACAGCUGCACAGACCUGCUGCUGGAGCUGAUGCACCACGAGUCCUUCCAGGUCAAGGAAGGUGCCCUGCUCACCCUAAUGAAGUUUGUGACGAUGGAGGGGAAGUUUCCUCUCCUGGUUGUGGACUGGGAGGAGCACUACCACUUCCCCAGAGAACUGCUGAAGGCAGUGGUCGGGCAGCUGCUGUCGGAGAAGGAGGACAUGGCCUUGCUGAUCUCCAGGUUCCAGGAGUUCCUGGAGAUGGAGGACGUGCGUUACUACGUCAUGAGCUCCGUUAGCGACAGCGUUGCCCGGGUGAUGGAGAAAGCCAAAGGGGUGGCGCUGCCAGUGUACCAGGGCAACGUGUUUCUCCUGGCCUCCAGUGUCUGCAUGCCCAGCAAGGAGGCAGAGCUCUCCAACUUUCUGGUGAAGCAGGCAGCUAAACAAGAGGACUGGAAGGCGGCCAAGUUCAAGGAACACAGGCGGGCGUUCGAGCGGAUGUGGCUCUGCUUUCUCAAGUACAAGUUGCCUAGCAGCAUGUACAAGAAGGUCCUGGUGAUUCUGCACGACUCCAUCCUGCCCCACAUGAGCAAGCCCACCCUGAUGAUCGACUUCCUGACUGCGGCCUACGAUGUGGGGGGCGCUAUAAGCUUGCUGGCUCUGAAUGGGCUGUUUGUGCUAAUUCACCAACACAAUCUUGACUACCCUGACUUCUACAAGAAGCUGUACGGCCUGCUGGAGCCGUCUGUGUUCCACGUGAAGUACAGAGCGCGUUUCUUCCACCUGGCCAACAUCUUCCUCUCCUCCAGCCACCUGCCCGUCUACCUGGUGGCGGCCUUUGCCAAGCGUCUGUCCCGGCUGGCCCUGACGGCGCCCCCUGCUGCCCUGCUCAUGGUACUGCCGUUCAUCUGCAACCUGAUCCGCCGGCACCCGGCCUGCCGUGUGCUGAUCCACCGGCCCAGCGCGCCCGACGAACCCUGCGAUGACCCCUACCUGAUGGAGGAGGACGACCCCGCCCACUGCCACGCCCUGGAGAGCAGCCUGUGGGAGCUGCAGACCCUGCAGAAGCACUACCACCCGGAUGUAGCCAAAGCUGCCAUGGCGAUCAACAAGCCUCUGACGGAGGAGGAGGAUGACAUCAGCGAGCUGCUGGAGCUCUCGGCCUAUGAGGUGAGCCUGCUGCUCACAGCACCAGCGAGCUGCUGGAGCUCUCGGCCUAUGAGGUGAGCCUGCUGCUCACAGCACCAGCGAGCUGCUGGAGCUCUCGGCCUAUGAGGUGCGAGCUGCUGGAGCUCUCGGCCUGUGAGGUGCGAGCUGCUGGAGCUCUUGGCCUAUGAGGUGUGCGCUGCUGGAGCUCUCGGCCUAUGAGGUGCGAGCUGCUGGAGCUCUCGGCCUACGAGGUGUGAGCUGCUGGAGCUCUCGGCCUAUGAGGUGCGAGCUGCUGGAGCUCUCGGCCUAUGGGGUGAGGCCGCUGCUCGCUGCCUCAGUCUCCUGAUUCAGCGGAGCUGUGCUUCAGGGUCCUCAGGAGAAGUGCUCUCAUUAAAGACAUAA
Anguilla rostrata (American eel) is the source of this 1885-nucleotide messenger RNA. It is a transcript of the gene noc4l, whose product is annotated as nucleolar complex associated 4 homolog. Gene Ontology annotation, biological process: ribosome biogenesis. The record is from RefSeq and is a predicted model, not a curated record. Lineage: Eukaryota; Metazoa; Chordata; Actinopteri; Anguilliformes; Anguillidae. The transcript is spliced from 14 exons. Bases 32 to 1561 code for a protein of 509 amino acids. Gene Ontology annotation, cellular component: small-subunit processome; nucleolus; Noc4p-Nop14p complex.